AGUGUGGUGUAAAUCUCAUUCAUAUAGCUUGCCUUCAUUUCAUAACAAAUCUUCAAUUAUUCAUCAUUUCUCUCUCUCAAAUAGUUCUAAGUUUUAUAUAUUCAUCCUAAAUCAAGUGCAUAGUAAUUAGUUGCAAUUGAAGAGAAGCCCAAAAGAUGUCGGAUUGGGGCCCGGUAUUCGUGGCGGUGGUGCUGUUCGUACUGCUUUCACCGGGCCUGUUGAUUCAGGUACCGGGCCGUAACCGUUUCGUGGAGUUUGGGAACUUUCAGACAAGUGGAGUUUCCAUUCUUGUUCAUGCCCUUAUUUACUUUGCUCUUAUUUGCAUUUUCUUGUUAGCUAUUGGAAUCCAUGUCUAUAUGGCUAUAGUAAAACAAUUGAUUCGACAAUGUGAAGGACGCAUCUUGAGAGAAUCCCUCACUUUCUUUUUGAAGAUAAACUCUAUUUAUUCAUCUACAAUUCUUGAACCCUUUUGCUCUACCAUCUCAUUCUUUGCAGCCAAAAAAAGUGAAGGUACAACAAUGGCGGAUUGGGGGCCUGUGCUUGUGGGAGUUGUACUCUUCGUAUUUCUGCAGCCGGGGCUUCUCUUCCAGCUCCCCGGAAACAACAAACAGAUUGAGUUUGGCAGCACCAAAACCAACGGCAAAGCUAUCAUGCUCCACACCCUCAUCUUCUUCGCUUUCUACGCCCUUUUAAUCCUAGCCGUCCAUGUCCACAUCUAUACCGGCUAGGCUAAUCCAUCUCUACUAUUAUCACUUUUUUGUUCUAGUGUUUCUUGUUGUUGCUCUGUUUUUUUUCUUUUUUUUUUUUUUAUUUCUGUUGGCUUUGUAUUGAUUGAUGGAAUGGAUUUUGGCAGCUGUAAUAAUUUAUCCUUGAGUUCAUUGA
Salvia hispanica is the source of this 882-nucleotide messenger RNA. RefSeq lists its product as uncharacterized. Lineage: Eukaryota; Viridiplantae; Streptophyta; Magnoliopsida; Lamiales; Lamiaceae. The record is from RefSeq and is a predicted model, not a curated record.